ACAGAGAUGACGUGAGUGUUGUGAGUCAGUGUUACAUUCACUGUUACGGAAAAGAAGGUAAGAAUGGAGGAAGCUCAGGAGAAUGUGAAUCAUGCGGCCGAAGUUGCUCGACAGGCCACUCACUUCGAUGCGAGUGGCAGUCACCAGGCGGCCAUAUACAUGUAUAGACAGGCAGCUGAGUACCUGCAGAGGGCCAUGACACUGGGGUUGUCGACUCCAGCACUACAGGACCACGCCAUGAAGUACAAAGAGAGAGCUGAUCAACUAGAGAAUCUUGACAGUCAAGCCCAGUCAGCCCAGAACACGAUGGAAGGAGGCCAGAGUGAGUUAAGCCGUGCAAACUUCCUGCUCCUGGAAGCGUUCGAGGAGGACGAGGCUGGAAACAUGGAGGAAGCCAUCGAACACUACACCAACGCUGUUCAGCUGUGCCUUGAGGCGAUGAAGACCAUAGAGGAUCCAAAGAUGUCAGACAAGCUGAGGAAACUGGCGGAGCAAGCUUUGACGCGUGCUGAGGUGCUCAAGGCCCAAAGUUCACCAGAAGAAGAGCAGAAGGCCAGCAUUGGAGAAGGAACAGGUGCUUCGCUGUCAUCUGUAAGGCCAGCACACCAACGGGUCUCCCCCACACGUGUCAUUCCUCCCCUUGGGAUAGGCAACUUGGUUAACUCUAGACCACAGCCUCAGGCAAAGCCUGGUCCUUCAAGUAAAAGUGGGCUGCAGCUGUCUGGGAGUGCUGGCUACACAAAAGAGGAGCUGGAGGUUCUCAGAAGAACCUCAAACAUCAAUGGACGUGAUUAUGUCCCCUUCUUGGCAGUGGACCUCAAGGAAAAAUUUGCAUAUUCCUUACCCUUUACUGACAAGGAUGGAGUUCUUGCACUUGCCCCAAAGCAGAAGAAGAAUUUUUUGCAGUGGGUGAGACCAGAGGACCUUUCCAGCGACCCCAAGAUGAUUGAAAUGGUCGACUGCUUCAGCAUCAAGCAGACGUGUGUGUCCGACUGCUCCUUUGUGGCUUCUGUUGCCAUCAGUGCCCUGUAUGAGAAGAGGUUCAAGAAGCGACUCAUUACGGAUAUUAUCUUCCCUAAAAACCGCAGUGGGGACCCCAUCUACAACCCCUGCGGCAAAUACAUGAUAAAGCUGCACAUCAACGGCAUCCCAAGAAAAGUGAUCGUAGAUGACAAGCUACCUCAGGGGCAACACGGUGAGCUGCUCUGCUCUUACUCAACUAACAAGAAUGAGUUCUGGAUCUCAUUGGUGGAAAAAGCCUACAUGAAGGUGAUGGGUGGCUAUGACUUCCCUGGCUCCAACAGCAACAUCGACCUCUAUGCCCUUACUGGCUGGAUCCCAGAAAGGGUUUCCAUCAAAGACAAAGAAUUCAAUAAAGAUGCCACGUUCAGGAAAAUCAUCGACCGUUUCCACAGAGGUGAUGUUCUGGUCACGGUAGCAACUGGAGAGAUGAGUGACGCUGAUGCAGACAGAGCGGGCCUCGUCCCCACGCACGCCUAUGCCAUGCUGGACAUAAAGGAAGUCAAGGGGAAACGUUUGCUGAUGCUGAAAAACCCUUGGUCACAUCUCCGCUGGAAAGGCAAUUACUCGGAGAUGGACCAGACGCACUGGACUCCAGAAAUGUGCAAGCUCCUCAACUAUGAUCCAAAAAGUGCACAGAUGUUUGAUAAUGGUGUCUUCUGGAUAGAUUAUGAUAGCCUUUGUCAUUUUUAUGAUGUUAUUUACAUGAACUGGAACCCACAACUGUUCUCCUACACUUAUUGUACUCACGAGACUUGGUCUGCUGGCACGGGCCCUGUACGUGACUUGUACAACAUAGGAGAAAAUCCCCAGUAUUCUCUAGAUGUUCAGUCUCCUGGUGGAACAGCUGUGUGGGUUCUGCUCACGCGGCACAUCACAGAAAUAGAGGAUUUCCGCAACAACAAAGAGUAUAUCACCCUACUUGUGUAUAAGACUGGAGGGAAGAAAAUAUUUUAUCCAUUUGAUCCUGCACCCUUUAUUGAUGGUGUACGUAUCAACAGUCCCCACUACCUAUGCAAGAUGGUGCUGAAGGAACCCGGCUCUCACAAAUUCACUCUCGUUGUGUCACAGUACGAGAAGCAUCUGACAAUUCACUACUCACUGCGGGUUUAUGCAACGUGUCCCUUUACCUUGCAGAAGAUUAAGAAUUAUUGCAAGCACAAGCAAGAGAUCACUGGCCGCUGGAGUGGAGCUAACGCAGGGGGAUGCCCUAAUCACCCAGCAACAUACAAGAACAACCCAACAUAUCAGUUCAGGGUCGAACAUGAAAUGCAAGCUCUCAGAAUCGAACUCAAGGCUCCGAAGGACAUACAGAUUGGUUUUGAGAUUGUAUGUGUAGAGGCAAAGAAUACAGAAGCAAGUAGUUAUUUUACAAAGAAGCAGACUGGAGCGUACAGAUCGGGCUUUGUGGUGCUGGAGAUCAUGGAUGUGGUGCCGGGGGUGUACAACGUCACCCCCAGCACCUUCUACCCUAAUACAGAGGCUCCCUACUUCUUGAACUUCUUCUCGUCAGCACCAGUCAAAGUCAGCAAGUUGAAAUAGAGGAGGCCAGUGAAGUCAAGUCAAUUUUGGCCAUUUUACAUGACUUCGUAUGUGUAUUUUUUAAGGAGGAGUAGGUUGAUUCUUCCAGUGUUAAAAAAAA
Penaeus vannamei (Pacific white shrimp) is the source of this 2662-nucleotide messenger RNA. Its product is annotated as calpain-7. Lineage: Eukaryota; Metazoa; Arthropoda; Malacostraca; Decapoda; Penaeidae. Gene Ontology annotation, biological process: proteolysis. The record is from RefSeq and is a predicted model, not a curated record. Gene Ontology annotation, molecular function: calcium-dependent cysteine-type endopeptidase activity.